AUGACUUCUACUCGUGGCAUUUCCAUUGAACAACAGCCCGGCAGAAACGACUGGGAGAAUGAGGCUGUUUUCCGUCGUAAUUGCCUCCCACCUCGAUCCUACUUUAUCCCCGCUACCGCACUCGUUCUAAAUGGCAAAUGGGACUUUCACUAUGCGCCAACGCCAUGGGACACCCCAGACAACCCGCAAGGCGAGCCCCCAGGCGUGCAAGAGACUUCGUGGAACGCAAUUGAAGUCCCCGGGCAUUGGCAGCUCCAGGGCUUUGGGCACCCACACUAUACAAAUGUGCAGCUGCCUAUUCCCGUGUGCCCUCCGUACGUACCGACCGAGAACCCGACCGGCACUUACCGAAGACGGUUCCAUGUCCCGGCGGAUUGGGAUAAGAGUUCGCUGCUUUGCCUGCGCUUUGACGGGGUAGAUUCGGCCUAUCAUCUGCGCGUCAAUGGUGUUUUGGUCGGGUAUGCCCAAGGCUCUCGCAACGCCUCCGAGUUUGACAUCACCGAGUAUAUCGAUUGGGAACGUGAGAAUGAGCUUUCUGUCACGGUUUAUCAGUGGUCUGAUGCCACCUACAUUGAGGAUCAGGACCAAUGGUGGCUUUCAGGCAUCUUCCGAGACGUGCACUUGAUCGCAUUCCCCUCCGAUCCCUACAUCCGAGACUGGUUCAUCCGCACCGAGUUUGACAAUGCAUUCGAGAACGGCACGCUGAAGGCUGAGAUUGAACUUUCCAAGCCCGCUAGUGGUUCUGUGAGACUCUCUGUCAAAGGACUCAGCCGCAACAAGGGAACCAUCAUUGCCGAGACUGAGUCAAUCCUUGAUCCUGAAUCCAUGAAGCUAAGCAUUGACCUCAAUGUUUCGAGCCCUGAGAAAUGGACUGCCGAAACCCCAAACCUUUAUCGGGUCGAGAUUACACUAGCAAGUGGCGAGACCUUUUACACCGUCCAUCAGAAUAUCGGCUUCCGCACGAUUGGGCUUGUCAAUGGACUCAUCUGCGCCAAUGGCAAACCGAUACGAUUCAGAGGAGUCAACAGGCACGAUCAUCAUCCUCAUCGCGGCCGUGCGGUGCCUUUGGAGUUUAUCCGCCGAGAUCUCAUUCUCAUGAAACAACACAACAUCAACGCUAUCCGUUGCAGCCACUACCCUCCCGACCCUAGAUUCUUUCAGUUGGCUGAUGAGAUUGGCUUUUGGGUUAUCGAUGAGGCAGAUCUUGAGUGCCACGGCUUCCUGCGGAGUGUCUCCCGUGCACUCAAUCUGUCAAAAAGCAUGACGUAUGGCGAGAAGAGGGAUCUUGUGUUUGGACGAUCUGCAGAGUACAUCUCCAACAACCCGUCGUGGGAGGCUGCCUACCUCGACCGUGCUGAGUCCAUGUUUCAUCGGGACAAGAACCACACCUCUGUCGUUAUCUGGUCACUGGGCAAUGAGUCAUUUUACGGACAGAACCACGACAGCAUGUACGCUCUUCUCAGAGAAAGAGACCCAAGCAGGCUCCUUCACUACGAGGGCGACAUAGAUGCGAAGCAUGCCGACAUGUAUUCUCGCAUGUACUUGACCAUGGAUGAGCUCGAAUCUCAUGCCGAGACUCUGGGUGUUGGCGAGGAUGGCACCUUUGAGAAGCCCAUUAUCCUUUGCGAAUACGGCCACGCGAUGGGUAACGGACCGGGUGGACUCGAAGACUAUGAAGAACGCUUCCGAAAGUACCCCAGACUCCAGGGUGGCUUUAUCUGGGAGUGGGCAAACCAUGGUCUGUGGAAGCAGGAAGGGGACAAAGGCUUCUACGCUUUUGGAGGUGACUUUGGCGAGUUUCCCCAUGAUGGAACAUUUACCAUGGGUGGUCUAUGCAACAGUGCUCAUAAUUCGACGCCGGGGCUUGUUGAGUAUAAGUCGGUCAUUCAGCCAGUGCGCACAGAGUUCGUCAAUGGCGAGCUUCUUGUUCACAACAUGUACGAUUUUGUUGGUCUGGAUCACCUUACGGCAGCCUUCAAGAUUGAGGAGCUCGGUGCUGGGUCCUCGAUUAUUGUAGCUGGGAAGCUCGAUGUACCUUUCGUCGCCGCUGGCUCGACGACCAAGAUUCCACUACCCGAGGGAAUCACCAACGUCGAGAGCGGGUACGAGGUACUGCUUACAGUUCGGUUCUGCUUGUCGGUUGAUACUUCUUGGGCCCAAUCUGGCCAUGAAGUUGCCUGGGCUCAGUUCAUCCUGUCCGAAGCAACACCUACUCCGUCGCCCUUGCAAGAUGCUGUCCUCUCAAACACGAGCUCCGGUCUCUCGACCACUUCAGUUGGAGCCACGGUCAAGAUCAACGGGCCAAGCUGGCAGUUUGAGUUUGACAAGAUCAGAGGAUACCUCAAGGCUUGGAAAUGCUCAGGAUUGUCUGUCCUAGAGCAGGACCCCCUUACAAAGGUGGCCGUCAUCCCGUCCAUCUGGCGCCCACCUACCAACAACGACGUUCCCUCUGCUGUGCCGGAGUGGGAGAGAUACGGGGUCGAAGUCAUGACCAGUCAGAAGAGGUCUUUCGUCUUCAAAAGCGACGAAUCCGGGGUGGUUAUUGAAGCCGAAACCUAUCUUUCUCCCGCCAUCCUGGACUGGGGUCUGAUCUGCCGAGCUGUGUACAAGAUCUCGCCUUCAGGAUCUCUCGAAAUUCGCGUCAACCUUGUUCCUCGCGGAUACAGCCCGUCGGAUGUUCCCCGCAUUGGACUGGACCUCCGCAUGAACCGCGCUCUGGACGGCGUACGGUGGCUUGGUCUCGGGCCUGGCGAGUCAUACCCCGACAAGCGUAGCUCUCAGAAGCGGGGCAUUUGGAGCGCAGAAUCCGUAUCAGAUCUUCAGGUUCCCUACGAUUUGCCUCAAGAGAACGGCAAUCGUAUGGAAACCCGCUGGCUAACCCUGUCGAACGCGUAUGGCCUUGGCAUUCGGGCGACCAGCAUCCCGGGCGAAGAUCAUCAUCAUUUCAACUGGACUGCAACGCGGCAUUCGGCAAAGACUAUUCAAGCAGCGAAGCAUCCUUGUGACUUGGUAGAAGAGGAUGCAACCAUUUUGCGUCUUGAUGCUGAGGUUGCUGGUGUGGGUACAGGGGCGUGCGGGCCUGGAGUUGCAGAACGUCACCUUGUUGAUCUGCGGGAGAUGGAGUUUGGGUUCAAGCUGGAGGCACUGCUUAAUGGUUCCCUCUGA
Messenger RNA from Fusarium vanettenii 77-13-4, 3165 nucleotides. RefSeq lists its product as uncharacterized. NCBI's taxonomy places the organism in Eukaryota, Fungi, Ascomycota, Sordariomycetes, Hypocreales, Nectriaceae. Gene Ontology annotation, molecular function: beta-galactosidase activity; carbohydrate binding. The transcript is spliced from 3 exons. Bases 1 to 3165 code for a protein of 1054 amino acids. The record is from RefSeq and is a predicted model, not a curated record. Gene Ontology annotation, biological process: lactose catabolic process. Gene Ontology annotation, cellular component: beta-galactosidase complex.